Didymodactylos carnosus is the source of this 306-nucleotide messenger RNA. The record is from the annotation of a GenBank genome assembly. Lineage: Eukaryota; Metazoa; Rotifera; Eurotatoria; Philodinida; Philodinidae.
AUGUAUGGAGAAGCUAUUGGAAAAGGUUAUUAUUAUAAAUGGUCAUCAUUUAUAUCGACAUCAAAAGUACGUGAAGUAGCUGAAAUGUUCGGUUCGAAUGUUUUAUAUAUUAUUCAAAUACAACGAAUAUCAUCUAAUGAUCAAUAUGUUGAUCUAACAUCGAUUGCUUAUAUUGACGAUGAAGAAGAAAUUCUAUUACGAACGGGUGUUCGAUUUAAAAUUGAUAGCUGUAAUUAUGAUUUAAGAACUGAACGAUAUCUAUUUCAUAUACAAAUUGUACCAUCAUUUAUUUCAAGUAUAAUGUAA